Lasiosphaeria miniovina is the source of this 1383-nucleotide messenger RNA. RefSeq names its product vacuolar ATP synthase subunit D. Gene Ontology annotation, molecular function: proton-transporting ATPase activity, rotational mechanism. Gene Ontology annotation, cellular component: vacuolar proton-transporting V-type ATPase complex; proton-transporting V-type ATPase, V0 domain; fungal-type vacuole membrane. Gene Ontology annotation, biological process: vacuolar transport; vacuolar acidification; proton transmembrane transport. The coding region runs from base 168 to 1214 and encodes 348 amino acids. The record is from RefSeq and is a predicted model, not a curated record. NCBI's taxonomy places the organism in Eukaryota, Fungi, Ascomycota, Sordariomycetes, Sordariales, Lasiosphaeriaceae. The transcript is spliced from 4 exons.
CCGUAAUGUACCUGCGCCUCAGUGACCUGGUAAUAACAUGCCCGCCUUGAGCAGUCCUGUCCCUCGCCCACCUGAAUCUUGAACCGACGUACACCACUACGCCGCCUCAAGAUCCAACAAGUCAGGGUCCCUCAUCUCCAAAGCUCCACGGCUUUAGGCAGCGCAAGAUGGAGGGCCUCUUCUUCAACGUGAACAAUGGCUACAUUGAGGGCAUUGUUCGUGGCUAUAGGAAUGGCUUGUUCACUGGCGCAAACUACACAAACAUGACACAAUGCGAGACCAUCGACGACCUCAAACUCCAGCUGGGCCCUGCCUACGGCGACUUCCUCGCCUCCCUCCCUCCUAACCCGUCGACGUCGAGCCUCGCGGCCAAGACGACAGACAAGCUCGUAUCCGAGUUUCGCUAUGUCCGGGCCAAUGCCGUCGGGUCGCUCGCCAAGUUUAUGGACUACCUCACGUACGGCUACAUGAUCGACAACGUGGCCCUGUUGAUCACGGGCACCCUGCACGAGCGCGACACUCGCGAGCUGCUUGACCGGUGCCACCCGCUGGGCUGGUUCGAGACGAUGCCGGUGCUAUGCGUGGCGACCAAUAUCGAGGAGCUCUACAACAGCGUGCUGAUCGAGACGCCGCUGGCCCCCUACUUCAAGGGCAGCCUGAGCCACCAGGAUCUCGACGAGCUCAACAUCGAGAUUGUGCGCAACACGCUGUACAAGAACUACCUCGAAGACUUCUACCAGUUUGUCAACACGAACCCCGAAAUGUCGGGCACCCCCACGGCCGAGGUCAUGUCCGAGAUUCUCGAGUUUGAGGCCGACCGCCGCGCCAUCAACAUCACGCUGAAUUCGUUCGGUACGGAACUGUCCAAGGCAGACCGUAAGAAGCUGUAUCCGAAUUUCGGCCUGCUGUAUCCCGAGGGCACGCUGAUGCUGUCGCGCGCCGAUGACUUUGAGGGCGUGCGUCUUGCUGUCGAGGGCGUUUCUGAUUACAAGUCGUUCUUUGAGGCGGCUGGUCUGGGCGGUGGUCCCAGCGGUCCCAGCAACAUGGCCGGUGGCGCAGGGUCCGACGGCAGGAGCCUGGAGGACAUGUUUUACCAGAAGGAGAUGGAGAUUUCCAAGGGCGCCUUCACGCGGCAGUUCACAUUCGCCAUCAUCUACGCUUGGGUGAAGUUAAGAGAGAAAUCCGCAACAUCACAUGGAUUGCCGAGUGCAUAGCACAGAACCAGAAGGAGCGGAUUGGCAAUUAUAUCAGCGUGUUCUAAUUUGCUUCGGCGGUUUUGCUUUUGAGCUUGUUGCGUUUAGCUUUGUAGAUUAAGUUGCCUACCCGGAGCAUGAACAGUAUAAGUAAUCAGAAACAGGAAGGGCGACGGGCGUCUAUGCGGGC